GCGCUGAUCUACGGUAUUUAUACCAUCGGAGCUCUGACCCUCGGAGUUAAUCGCGAUAGGGUGACAAAACACUGUUUACAUCUGUAAUUUAAAGGUUUAAGUUUUUAUUGUGUGAUUUUUCUCUUCGAUUUUACUGUAUUUUAACUGAUUUUUUACUGGUUUUAAACAUGCCACGUAAAGGAACGGAUUUUUUAAAACGCUUAAUCUUCUUCGCGAGCAAAUACAGCGAAAGAACGAACCUAAAUUUCGGUAAAAAGAUGACACCUUUGCUGAAAUAUUUUGGCGUCUUUGUUGUCAGCACUGGCUCUGUUCUGUAUCUGUGUGAAAAGCCACGACCUUUAUUGGCCUCUGAAGAACACAAACGAAAGAAAAUCGUAGUCUUGGGAUCCGGGUGGGCUGCUGUUAAUUUUUUAAGGUAUAGAUGGCACUGACAAAAAUUAUACAAUAAAAUAAAAUGUGUUUGAUACUAAGUGUCAAAAUAAGUAGAUUGCAAAUUUGCAAGCAAUCUCUUAGGAAUUAGAAGACAAUAAAACAGCAGCCAUGCAUGUUAUUGCCAAAUUCACUGAAAGAUAAGGGAUUCUUUGUUGAUAUGUCACCAAAAUGGCUGCUGUGAUAUCAAGUACAUUUUGUUAAGAAAUUCUAAAUUAUGCAUAUUAGGAUGUUAGGGCACAGAAUAAGGUACACAGAAGGUCGACUCGAGUAACGCUGCCACGCCAUGAUUCAUCAUCAAAAUGCUGACGCCAUGGUCCUAGCCAGUGCGGGUUUGAGAGGCAUUCCCCCCCUGGACAUCCGCCAUUUUGAAUAAUAUCAGGGGGGCGAAUGCCUCUCAAACGCGCACUGGCUAGGACCAUGGCGUCAGCAUUUGAUGACGAAUUACAGGUUACGCCAAAAUCAUAGCAAAAUCAUAGGAAAAACAAAGAAGUCGGCCUUCUGUGUACCUUCUUCUGUGGUUAGGGUUUGUAAUCCAAGUGAGAAUAUAUACAUUUUAAGACCUAACUAGGAACGACUGCGAAAAAUGCAGCACAAGGUCCUCUGGUAGGAAUUGAACCCACGGCCCUGCGAACUUACGGUUACAGCUCAACUUACUGUUACAGCUCAACUUACGGUUACAGCUCAACAGCUGGCCUCUGUAGCUCAGUUGGUUAGAGCGCUGCACCGGAAUUGCAGGGUUGUUGGUUCAAUUCCUACCAGAGGACUUUGUGCUGCAUUUUUCGCAGUCGUUCCUGGUUAGGUCUUAAAAUGUAUAUAUUCUCACUUGGAUUACAAACCCUAACAUCCUAAUAUUAAUUUGACCAAGUGAAGUGCAAGAAUCUAAAUUAUGCAUCACGUUUUUAAGGAACCUCAAGCCAGAUUUAUAUGACAUAGAAAUUGUUUCACCGAGGAAUUAUUUUUUGAUGACACCUUUGCUGCCCAGUGUGACAGUCGGUACACUCGAAGCUCGAAGUCUUGUAGAGCCAAUCAGAAAAAUCUACAGCAAAUGGCAUAAGACAGGGGUUCAGUUUCACGAGGCAAAGUGUAUGGACGUUGACAUUGAAAAACAGCAAAUUAAGUGUAGAGAUAUAUCAGGUUGGUUUGACGAAAUCUAUUUAUCUAUGAAUAUAUAUCUACCAUUUUAAUAUUGAAAAACGCAUUGAACGGAAUAUGACAAUCCAAUUAUUACAAAAUGUGGCGACUACAAAAUUAAACUUCAAUUGAUUUUCAUUAGGUAUUACUAGCUCGAAUCCAGAAUUCACGUUGAACUAUGAUCUCUUGGUUGUUGCUGUUGGUGCAAGGAAUAAUACUUUCAAUACGCCAGGAGUUGAACAGCACUGUCACUUUCUGAAAUCUAUCAAAGAUGUUCGACAGAUCAGGAACAGUAUUGUAGAUUGUUUUGAGACAGCUGCUAUGAAAGGUCAAUCAGAAAGUGAUAUUAAAAGGUUGCUGCAUUUUGUUGUUGUUGGUGGUGGACCAACAGGUAAGUUAGUCUGUCAGUUGUUUGACUUGUUAGUCAGCUAAUCAGUUCUGACCGUUGGUCAGUAAUUUGGUUGAUUGGCCAGUUGGAAAAUAAGUCAAAUAAAUGUAAAGACUGAUUCAUUCUUCUUGUGUGAUUUCAGGUGUAGAAUUUGCAGCCGAGCUACGAGAUUUUGUGAAAGAAGAUUUAAAUCGACAAUAUCCAGGACUUGCCGAACAUGCUCGGAUUACACUUGUACACAGCCGAGAUCACAUCUUGAAUAACUACGAUGAACAGGUAGAGGCCAUUAAUGUACACGAAAGAUAUUUUAAUUCGCAAUAAAGGCUGUAUAUGAAGUCAUCAUUUCUUAAAACCGAUUUACACUACACAACUUUUGCCUAAACUGUCGCAUGCAACCUUCUUACAAAUUACAACUUACUAAAGUUGCACUGUGUAAAUCAAGCACACAACUCACCUGCACAACAACAUAAAUUGUAAACAGGUUGCAUGUUUUUUAGGCAAAUAUUGUGUAGUGUAUUAAAAUCGGUCUUUACAUGCAGUAAAUUCAAAGAAAUAUAUUAUUAUAGACAUGGAGUCGACAAUCACCCUUGCCUUAUAUAAAUUUCAGAUAAGUGAAUAUACAGAGAAGCAUUUCAAGACGGACUACAUAGAUUGUGUGACGGACUCGCGUGUUACUGAAGUGAAUGAACAAUCAUUGGUCAUUAUGAAUAAAAAGACAAAAGAAAAGAGGGUAGCGACGUAUGGUGCUUGUGUUUGGGCCACUGGGAUUGCACCAUCACCUUUGACCAAGGAAAUUGCCAAGAAACUUCCUGGCCAGACAAACAGGUUAAUAUUGUACCUUUUGGUGCUUUUGAAUGGGAAUUGAUAUAAAUGUAAUCAAAAUGUAAUCCUUAUGCUGUUUGUGGAAAAGCCCAGAUUUUCAUCAGUGGCUGUCAGUACAGUGACGAUUAUCUGGGCUUAUUAAUCAGUGUCUUUGUCUUUGACGUAAUUUAAGUACUAUUAGUCUGUUUCAAACACGAACAGGAGGGCUUUAUCUGAUAUAAAACACGAGGCAACUGUCAGCCGAGUGUUCUAUAUCUGAUAAUGUACGGAUUGCGAGUGUUUUAAAUGGCUUAAAACACGACUCAUCUAGUUAUGAGUUCUUUCGGGAAGAACAAAAAUCAACAUUGUCUAUGCCGAGAAAAUCAAAGCUAAAGUUUAUGCAAAUUAACAUGAUUCAGUUUUAGCACAUAUAAAACCACGACACGGUAAUGAUUUCUUUGUCUUUUUUCUUUCUAUUUAUUUGCCAGGAAUGGUUUAAUAACAGACGAAUAUCUCCGAGUAAAAAACAGUAACGGAACGAUAUAUGCCGUUGGGGAUUGCUCUGUCGUAGAACAAGAGAAAAUUGUUGAGAAUGUUGAAGAGUGGUUUCAAAAAGCGGACAGAGACGCAGAUGGCACAUUGACAAUGGAGGAAUUCACUGGUAAAUUAGAGAGCCAUUAUGUAAGAGUUAAUUACCGAGAAGGAGGGCUUUAUGCUAUAUACAGCCCCGAGAACGCGAAGCGUUCGAGGGCUUUAUAUAGCAUAAAGCCUGACAUUCUCGGUAAUUAACUGACUUAUUUCAUGAUUGAAGAGGUUUUCUAACAAAGUUUUAUUCUUUUUUUUUCGAUUUCGACAAGUAUUUUUCUAGUUUUCUCCCUUAUUUCUUGACUAAUUAGGGCUUUAUGGUAUUCAAGGGCAUUAUGCUAUAUACAGCCCGCGGUACAUCAAAGAAAACCGAGUCAAUCAUGAAAUAACUACUUUUGUUACCGAGCCUAGCUUAAUGGACAACUUGCAUGUUAGACUAAAUUUUAAUCUAAGUAAAGAGAAGGGAAUCAACAUCACAGUUAAAAAGAACAUAACGAAAUUAGUAAAAUUGCAAAAUUUGGUUGCGAAAUGUUGUAAAGCUUGGAAAAUAUAUAGCCUUGCAAAGUUUCCAAAUUUUGUAUAUGUUUGUAUUACGUGCGGAAAUUGUUACCAUUCUCGGCUGAAAAAUGGUAACAAUUUCCGCACGUAAUACAAACAUAUACAAAAUAUGCAAACUUGGCAAGGUUAUAUUUUCGGUAUUUUACAACAUUUCGUAACCAAAUGUUGCAAUUUUACUAAUUUUCAUUACGGGAAUUUAAUUUUUUUGCCCAGAUCAAAAAUUAGUCUAACUUGUAAGUUGCUUAUUGUUCUGCCUCUUACCUCCCUUUACCGGCCUAGUUUUCAUCAUGCGUUUAUAUAUUUCUAGGUAUAAUGGAAGAAGCAAAACGAAAAUAUCCACAAGUCUCUUCUUACUUUUCAACUGCCUGGCAAAAGUCCUUAAAAAAGUAAGAAAUGUAUAUAUACUGGAGUACUGGAGCCUCUUAGGUUCAUCCUUUACUGUUCCAGUGUUACGAUAGCAGGAAACCUAAACAUUAUUUAUUAUGAAUACCUCUGUCAAUUCUAAGCGAUCCCGUUAGUCCUUUUAACCUUAUUAAAGGAAAUUUUCCAUUGCAGUCGCUUUGCCCGCGCGGGCGGACACUUCGCCGACGGCCUUAAAGGUACGUUUACACGCUGCGAUUUGUCGGGCCGAUUUUGCUCGCUGUAUGUAAACAACCUGUCGUGAGUACUCGCGUCAGCACAUUGCGAUUCACAAAAUCGUGAGAAAAAUCUGUAACAAAACCACAGAUUUUCUCACGAUUCAACGAUUUUUCUUCCGUUGUAAAGUUGUUGAAAACUUUUCGCACGCAGAAAACUAUAAUAUGAACAGACGAGAGAGCGGACAGCUUCAAUUGAACGUUUAAAUCGCUAAAUGUCGAAGAAGGCACAUCGAUUUUUUUUCAAAAUCGGCCCGACAAAUCGCAGCGUGUAAACGUAGCUUAAGACAGAUUUAGAUCGAGGAUGCGGACGUCAAAGACGACGUGAAAAUGGCGUCAUGGCAUAUCCAUAUGUGGCCACAACACGCCAUUUUCACGUCGUUUUUGACGUCCCCGUCUUCGAUCUAAAUCUGUCUAAUAAUUAUAUUCAGACAACGUCCCUAUUGCAGGAAUCGACGAACCACGCAGUGAUCGCAAACCCCAAUCAUUGAACGCAAAGACGCACAUAAUACUUUUCUCUCCAUUGAUUGAACUUAUAAUAUUUCUUCUUUUCAGAGCUUUUAACGAAGUUGACAAGGACGGUAACAAGAGGUUGAGCAUGAGUGAAUUUCGAGAAAUUCUUAAAAAGGUGGACAGUAAGCUUCGCAGUUAUCCAGCUACUGCGCAAGUCGCUUCACAACAAGGCCACUAUCUAGGCGAUCUCUUUACAAACCUGCAUUCACAAGAGCAAAAUCAAGAUUUCAAAACUCUAGGCUUAGGGCCAUUCAAGUAUCGACAUUUGGGUUCAUUUGCCUAUGUCGGUGACGACAAAGCGGUUCUUAAGGUACCGAUGUUUGGUAGUUUGUCCGGCUGGUGGGUCAUGUGGCUCUGGAGAGCAUCGUAUCUGAACGAAUGUGUUGGGUGGCGGACGAGGUUUCUAGUUGCUUUCGAUUGGAUCAAGACCAAAGUUAGUGGACGCGAUACUUCACGAAUUUAGCUCUAGUGUAGUUUAGUUCUAUAGUCCCAAAUAAUCAAGUCACGUUAUCCGUGCUGCAUGUAUAAUACAAGAUAAAUUAUCAAGACAAAAUAGCUUGAAAAGCAUGCACUGGUAGGAAUUCUAAGAGCAAUCUUGAUAGUUUGUCUCACACAAUAUACCGAAAGACGUUACAUAAUUGAUAAAAAUCAAGAUAAAAUCUUGACAUUAUAAGUAUUAUAAUAUUGGACUUUGAUAUGCUCAUUUUAUUAUUGUAUAUAGUGAAUAUAGUUUCCUGAUGUUGACUACUGUACACUGUAGUUGAUAUGUAG
This is a messenger RNA of Paramuricea clavata, 5814 nucleotides long. The record is from the annotation of a GenBank genome assembly. Lineage: Eukaryota; Metazoa; Cnidaria; Anthozoa; Malacalcyonacea; Plexauridae.